This is a messenger RNA of Fusarium poae, 1278 nucleotides long. RefSeq lists its product as uncharacterized. The record is from RefSeq and is a predicted model, not a curated record. The transcript has a single exon. Lineage: Eukaryota; Fungi; Ascomycota; Sordariomycetes; Hypocreales; Nectriaceae. Bases 1 to 1278 code for a protein of 425 amino acids.
AUGCCUCAGACUGGUAUUUCAUGCUCCUCAUCCCUGGGCAUCCGCCUUGAUGGGAAUCAGCGAUAUGCUCCAGGCGACACAAUCACCGGACACGUCUAUCGAAGGAAUCACACCAUAAACACCAAUGCUUCCAUCUUCAUCUCAGUGUCGGGCAGGUCCAAGACCAAGAUCAGAGUCAACCAUUCAGACGACAUCAAGCGAGGCCGUUUCAACUUCAUCUCCGCCAAAACUCGACUGAAGAUCUUUCAGGGCCCUAUCCAUAUUGGAGCGAGUGGCGAAGAGCAGGUCUGGCCCUUUUCUAUUAUCUUACCGAAAUACGUCAAUCCGAGAUCCCUUAGAAACGACAAGCAGCGCGAGAGCUUCUUGCCCUUGCACAGGGAAGAGCAUGUUCUCCCGUCAACGUUUAUGUAUUCCGUUGAGGGGGAAACUCAGGCUUUCAUCGAGUACUAUUUGACAGCUACACUGAAAUUGGGUGGGAGAAACAAACCCGUUGAAGCUACGCUUCCGAUCACAGUGAUGAGCACUCUGAGCCAUCCCAUCACGGACUUUCGACUUCACAGGGCGCGGAGUUAUCACAAGAUUGCGGCCUAUCGUCUGCUCCCGGGGAAUGAAGAUGCUAAGCUCUCGUUCUCUCAACAUCUCAAGCAGAUGUUCCAAACAACGAGCGUCCCCGUAUUUGCCUUUGACCUGUUUUUUGGCCUCCCAACCAUUAUCCAACUCGACAAUCCAGACCUUCUGCCUGUGCAGUUGCAUAUCUUUCCAAACAGAAGUGCCACGAGCAAAGCCAUCCGCGAUUUGCCGCAAAGGGUUGAACUGUCAUUUAUUUCUAUCAAGAUUGUCAGGACCACAAAACUCCUCUGCGGAGGGAUCUUGUCUUCCCAUUCGAAGGAGAGCUCCACAGAACUCGACCUAGAUGUCAUGGAUUCUCUUUCCAAAUACAAAGGCGGCAUAUACAUACCCUGUGCGAACGGCAGCCCUCCCAUCGAUCUUAAGGGAAUGAUUGAUUUGCGUCUCGGACGCCACGGCCGUCAAUAUUACAGGUCUCCAACCUUUACCACAUACAACAUUCGCCAAACCCACAGUUUUAAAUGGGAGUUCAGAGGGGCGAUAGCUGGACAGUACUUCAGAGUGAACGGGAUCUCUCCAGUAACAUUGAUGGCCCCAAGUGGCGAGCACAAUCCAGGACCGGUUCAACAGGAUGAAAAGGCCCCUAUCGCAAACCAUGAAACAGAGAACGAACCCUUUGUUGGACCCUCUCAAAUAAUACGGAACGACUAA